GAAAUAUUGAAGAAGGUACAUAGGUAUUCACACUGACGAUGAUCAUGACAUCGAUUCGCUGUCAGACCAAGACCCUCGCAUUUCCCGUCUCACGCAUCCAUUGCGGCACACCCAGCAACCAGCAAGCACAGUUACGCACCGCUUACCUUACGGAAAUGACCGUGAAUGACUGGUGCCGCCAACAGACUGCAUCGUGAGAAGCAGCUCAGAUGAAUCCGUGCGAGAGCCUAGAGGUUCCUGGGCGUAGGUGGGCGGAUCGCGUCGCAUCUCGGCCUCUAGAGGUGCAUUAGUUGGUGGACACCCGAAUGACCUGCAUCACAAGUCCAAAGUCAAUCGCCACUUGGACCGGGGCACAGUCAAGCACACUUGCUUCCGCUACGAAAUGCUCAUGCGAUGUAGCGACAAGGAAGGUAUCAGGAACAAACUCCGGAGACACAUUGACGAACACUCGAAAUGUCUUCGUUCGCCCGUACGGUGAGGGAGUAGACUACGACAAUAGCUCCAGGCCAGCUUGUAUCAUUCUGGAAGCGGGUUUGCAGACACCGAUCUCACAGAGGCGUUCUGGCCAGAAGAGUCCAUCGUAUGACCAUUCAUUGAAACGGUGGGGGAGUCGUGCAAGCCACGCUCUCGUCGUCAGCACUUGUAUUGGGCUUGCGUUUCACACACAGGUCGCGGCGAAUGCGGAAACUGCACAUGUACAAGGGCGGCUUGGAACAGAUGAUGAGUACCGUCGUCGGAUUCGGCAGAAGAUCAGCACACUCUUCAAAUCACGAAGGUGGGUGUACGCACACUAGAUAUGUACACACAUACGAGCUCCUCUUGCGUGUGCCUCAUCUCGGACAUUUAUUAUGACGAUCGUGAUUUGCGGAUCGAAACGACCACUAGGAGUCUGUGACGACAACCUCGGAACAUACAUAGGUAGACGCUCGUGAGACUUCAAAAAAGUGAUCACAUAGGGCUGAGCAAGAAUGAAUCUCCCAGCAUGAGCGCCAUCUAGGAAGACGAGAUCCCGCUAGCCAAAAGGCAAGAGGCGAGAUUGGAUUCGCAACGAUCGACUACGGGAACAAUCUUGGAAAAGUAACGGGCAUGGGCGUCGAUUUCACACUUGUAGAGGACGAUCAAGGCCCGUCGUGCCCCGUGGAAGCCGUCUGCGGGAAUUUCAUGA
This is a messenger RNA of Dissoconium aciculare CBS 342.82, 1165 nucleotides long. RefSeq lists its product as uncharacterized. The transcript has a single exon. Lineage: Eukaryota; Fungi; Ascomycota; Dothideomycetes; Mycosphaerellales; Dissoconiaceae. The record is from RefSeq and is a predicted model, not a curated record. The coding region runs from base 306 to 794 and encodes 162 amino acids.